UCACUCCAAAAGCUUCAGCUGUGGCAGUGUUUUUUUAUUUUACACCGUACUUUCUUACUUAGUUAGUUAGUUCGAUAGUGAGUACUGCGAGUGUCCGUGAACAUGCACCAAGAAACCAGAAAACCUCAGCAGGUUUCGUCUUUUUCCAUCGCGGACAUUCUGGAUCCCUCGAAAUUCACAGGGAGGCACAGGGAUGCCCAGAGCGAGCAGAUCUCCGACUACAGGAGCAAGAGAAGCUGCGACGAGCUGUCUGGCGAUGAAAGUGCCGAGGGGUCGGAUGAAGUUUCAACAGCUUCAGAGUCAAAGCAGAGCCCUCGUAUCGGCGGUAAGGCUAAAAUCAAGGGACGGCGGAUGCGCACGGCGUUCACCCUGGACCAGCUGCAUGUGCUCGAGCGCAGCUUCCAGAGCAGCCACUAUCUGUCGGUGUUCGAGCGCCACGUGAUCGCCAAGGCUCUGGAGCUGUCCGAGACACAGGUCAAGAUCUGGUUUCAGAACAGACGCACCAAGUGGAAGAAGGAGCAAGAGGGACGGGAGCUGGAGGAGCUGUACAAGUGCGCCACGUUAGGACCGGUGGUUGUACCGAGCACGCUGCCGCUCGGUACCGCCUCCUGCAACAGGUCGAGUCCGGUGCAUUUCUACUCGGCAAGGAACCUUUUGACCACUUAUCCCGCACUUACACUGUUCUGAGACCAGAUUUGACUCACAAACUACUUUUUUAUUUUUUAUUUUUUUGAAAGACGGAGGCGAAACGAUUCAGAUCGGACAUUUUGGCAAUUUGUUUGCUUCUUUUAAUUUUAUUCUGAUUAUGUAUUUAAUUGUCGCCAUGUUUUAGGCUAUCAGGCAACAAUCAUGGGUUUACAUGCUGUGUAUUAUUAGCAGUCAGGAUUUAAAGUAGUCUUAGCUAGGCUAGCUAAUGUUACACAAAUGUGAGUUUCCAGGAAAAUGGCUAGUUAUAAGAACAGAACUCUGUAGUAGUCAAUGUAGAUGCAAUAUGGUGAAUGUUGGACACUUUUUGGUAAACUGUAGACCAGAAGUAACAUUUUACAAUUCAUUUUUAAGCUUCAUAACCCCUUUAAUAUUAAAUAUAAAGUUUUUACUAACGCAUUUUGCCCCGGUCAUGUGGGAUUACCUGGAUUAAGCAGGAAUUUUUUUUUUUUAAUUUCGCUGUGAAUUUUAAAUAUUUGACAUCAUCUGUUUUAUUAAUCAAAGUGUUAUGGCAACAGUGCAACUACCAAUAUGGCUGUGGUCAGACGGUUACCGACAUAACCAGAAUGUCCAAGACAACACUUUCCACAUAACUUGAAUUUACCUGAGUUUUGGAUGAUGCUCUGUGUGAUAAAUUGACCAUUUGCGUGGUUCGAUUUUCUUAGAAACAAAUCAGUAAAUAAGUCGUAACGCCAUGGAUAUUUUACUGAACAGCGAAAACAAAUUCACUAGCCUGAGCAGAGAAGGUUGCUUAAGGUUACAGGUUUACAGAAAAUUCAUAUCGUUAUCUGUGUAUUUAAAUGUCAUGUAAUAUUUAUGAGUUGAAUCUACAUAUUUAUGUCAUUUUUAGGUUUUUAAUCAUGUUUAAAUA
Molecule: messenger RNA, 1576 nt
Organism: Clarias gariepinus (North African catfish)
Lineage: Eukaryota; Metazoa; Chordata; Actinopteri; Siluriformes; Clariidae
Gene: pnx
Product: posterior neuron-specific homeobox
Exons: 2
Coding region: 103-687 (194 amino acids)
Biological process (GO): cell differentiation; regulation of transcription by RNA polymerase II
Cellular component (GO): nucleus
Molecular function (GO): DNA-binding transcription factor activity, RNA polymerase II-specific; RNA polymerase II cis-regulatory region sequence-specific DNA binding
Source: RefSeq, a predicted model, not a curated record